This is a messenger RNA of Saimiri boliviensis boliviensis (Bolivian squirrel monkey), 2122 nucleotides long. It is a transcript of the gene RELL2, whose product is annotated as RELT like 2. Lineage: Eukaryota; Metazoa; Chordata; Mammalia; Primates; Cebidae. Gene Ontology annotation, biological process: positive regulation of p38MAPK cascade; positive regulation of cell-substrate adhesion. The record is from RefSeq and is a predicted model, not a curated record.
GAGCGUCCAGGCUUGGGCGGGGAACUGGUAGCAUCGCUCCUAGGAUGCAAGGGCCAUUUCUCUCCGGCCGGGGGUCAGAGCCUCGGAAAGCCGAGCCAUCCCAUCCAGCCGCUUGCCCCAAACCGGGCGCAGGCCGUGGUCAUUUCUCUAGGAAGCUACGAAGGUCCCGCCACUCCGUCCCUCAAAGGUGCGGAAAACCGGCUUCCCCCAGCCCUCGGGGAAGAUUCCUGACUCCCCCCCUUGGUCGGGGCAUCUGAGGACAGGAGCUGCGCCAGGCGUGCCGGAUAGUGGACAACACCCACACCGGACAGCCUGUACCCCACCCGGACCCAGACUCCGCGCCGCACAUUGCCCCGGGGGGGCCCGGCGCAGUCACGCGCGCGCAAGGCUCACGCUCUCCGCCCCGUACACCUGCGCUCCGCCCCCUGGUCCUGGGCCCGCGACGGGCGAAGGCAUUUGGGAAGCCAGGGCGGCUGCGGAGGCGCCCAUCUCCCUGAUCCAGGGCCGGAGUUGCUCGAAGCCUGCUGCCGCUCCCAGCCAGCCCGCAUCCUUCUCUGUCCUUCCCUCCCCCCGCCUGCCACGGCGCCGGUAUCCGCAGCCACAGCCCGGGGCCGGUGAGGCGGCGAAGGGGGAGGGGAGGAAUCAAGGGAUGAGCGCCGGGAGGGCGUCGGGGGCCCUGAGCCGCACUAGGACGCCCCUGGAGCCGGAACCCGAGCAGAAGCCGGAACCAGAACCAAAUCACCGCUGCAGCCCCCUAAACCCAGGAGGCGCCCUGGCCCGCGCUCGCCCCCCAGGGCCUCAUGUCGGAACCACAGCCUGACCUGGAACCGCCCCAACAUGGGCUGUACAUGCUCUUCCUGCUUGUGCUGGUCUUCUUCCUCAUGGGCCUGGUAGGCUUCAUGAUCUGCCACGUGCUCAAGAAGAAGGGCUACCGCUGCCGCACGUCGAGGGGCUCUGAGCCUGACGAUGCCCAGCUUCGGCCCCCUGAGGAUGAUGACAUGAAUGAGGACACAGUGGAGAGGAUUGUUCGCUGCAUCAUCCAAAAUGAAGCCAAUGCUGAGGCCUUGAAGGAGAUGCUGGGGGACAGUGAAGGAGAAGGGACAGUGCAGCUGUCCAGUGUGGAUGCCACCUCCAGCCUGCAGGACGGAGCCCCCUCCCAUCAUCACACAGUGCACCUGGGCUCUGCAGCCCCUUGCAUCCAUUGCAGCCGCAGCAAGAGGCCUCCGCUUGUCCGCCAGGGACGGUCCAAGGAAGGAAAAAGCCGCCCCCGGACAGGGGAGACCACUGUGUUCUCUGUGGGCAGGUUCCGGGUGACACACAUUGAGAAGCGCUAUGGACUGCAUGAACACCGUGAUGGCUCCCCCACGGACAGGAGCUGGGGCUCCAGUGGGGGACAGGACCCAGGGGGUGGUCAGGGGUCUGGAGGACAGCCCAAGGCAGGGAUGCCUGCCAUGGAGCGGCUGCCCCCCGAGAGGCCGCUGCCCCCCGAGAGGCCACAGCCCCAGGUCCUAGCCAGCCCCUCAGUGCAGAAUGGAAGACUCAGAGACAGUAGCCUAGCCCCUCGUGCACUUGAAGGGAACCCCAGAGCCUCUGCAGAGCCAACACUGAGGGCCGGAGGGAGGGGCACAAGCCCAGGGCUGCCUGAAGAGGAAAAUGGGCAGCCAAGCAAACCGGACACUUGCAAUCACCAGGUGUCUCUACCACGGGGAGCAGGGGGUAUGUGAGUCUCCUUCUUCACUGUGCUGAUGGACUACCAGCUGGCAGGGCCAGGGGGUGGGUGGGCGUGAAGGCCCUCCCCUCCACUGGACAGCACUGCCCUCCAGCUGAGGGAGCAGCUCUACUUCCACCUGGAGUUGCAUGGUCUCAGGCUGAGGGGCCUCAGGAGAGGUCAUGGCCCCUCAGUCUCUUCUCCUUCCCCUGCCUGCAACAGGCUGCCUGACCCGCCUUCCCCAACACCUCGCUCUAUAUGAUAGAGCGUGGCAGCUGGGAGUAGGCUCCUGCCCCUGGUGGGCCCCUAAAGCAAUAGCACCGUAGGCCCCUGCCCUCUUAGCACAAGAGGCCCAGGCCCUGGCCUGGCCUUCGUGCCCUUUAUUCACUGUCAAUAAAUCCGCUUAGACCAUUA